CUCGUACCGUCCAUGCACCGUAAUUAGCUUCGUGCGAUUUCACAUUCGUUCUUAAUCUCUCGUUCUUCUGAUAUAAACGCGGAAAUAAGAACGUUUAUUAUCUAACAUUCAUUAUUAUCAUCUUGUAUUGUAUGUGUUGGAAAUCUCAAGACAAUGAACUGAAAAUGUGCAUCAUGUUACCAUUUUCCAUUAUUUAUUAAUCGGCACGUUUCCGAUAUGAAAAUAUAUGUCUGCACAUUUCUUUCUUUGGUAAACUCUUUCAAGGUAUUAUCAUUUUGCGAGAAUUAAAAAAAAACAGAAACGUUUUAUUAAAUCAGUGUUCUGGCAGACACAUCGUUGAGAGACGACGAGCCGCUCUGCAUCAUGACUUCAUUUACGAAGAUUAUAUUUCGACUUUUACCGCUCGGAAUUGUACUGUUAAUUGCGGCAGUAUAUCAUUCCUUGAGCGAUUAUAAAUAUAUUGAAGUAGAAGAAAGCAUUAUUAAUCUGCAAGUAUCCCGGCAUCGACGAGCGAUUAAUCCCAAAACUGUACUUCGUUGCAAGUUCAAUCAGUAUUAUGACCAGGAAGAAAGACGUUGUCUAGGCGUGCCCGGAGGUGGUAAAGUGCUUCAUGUUGAGAACGGACAAUCCUGCGGCGUCAACAUUUUGAAACCGCAUUGCACCAGCUCUUUGUAUUAUCACAUCUGCAAACGUGACAAGUCGAUUCUAGCGCAAUGCGCAAAUAGACAGAUUUUCGAUAGUCGUCUACAACGAUGUGCCUACUACGAUUCAAGCAAAAUGACUCCCAGCACUAUUCAACCGAACAAUCGCGAGUAUUACGAACACGUUAAUGUAUCAUUUUCGGUGCCAAACUGUACGGCACUCGGCCAGUUUCCCGUACCCGAUCAUUGUUAUAUGUUUUAUACAUGUGAUACGAAUGGACAUACACUCCACCAGAGUAUCUUUAAAUGUCCGCGAAACACGGGGUAUCAACCAAACAGAAGAGUCUGCACUGUCAUGUCAGAUUGUGAGAACAAUGACUCGGUAGACUCCGUUUGUGUUCAAGAUGCGCCUGGUGAGAAUGUGGAAUCACUAAAUUCUAAAGAAACUACAGAAGAAAAUGUCGAAGAAACUACUGAAAUAUCCGAAGAAAGCGAAACCAGGAAUGUAAACGAUUCUGCUUCGAAAAGGGAGGAAAGCAUAAACUCCAAGACCUAUGAUGAUAUUAUCUCCACUACUCCUGAAAGUGUAACAAGUAAUACACUAUCAGUGAACAAUUAUGGAGAUAAUAACGGCGAUUUAUACGAAGCAAGUUCAUUGCCCACGCAACCAAUCCAAGACAUUUCAGUAUCUGAUGGUUCUGGUGAAACAUCAAUGCUCAAACAAGCAUUGAAUCCGACCGAAAGCGCGCGAGAAGUACAGAAUGAGAAAUACGACUUGGUAUCGCCAUUAAACUUACAAAUUACAUUACCACCAACGGUAGAACUCGAUGAUAACGCACAUUCCAUAAUGACACUGAUGACCUCGACACCGAUGUAUGAUACAGAUAUAAAUUCCAACAUUGAUAGUGAGACAGCUGAUACUACUCCCUUUUCUACAAUCAGCUACACGUCAUCGAAAUUAGAUGAAAGAACGCAGCAUAUAACAACGGAACAGUAUAACAACGACGAAACAGUAACAUUACCGAAUUCAAACACUGAAACUCUUGAUCCAUAUUCCCCAUCAACAAUAAGUAAUAUCUCAGAAUUCUCUUUAAUCAACGAUAAGUCAUUGAAUGUGGACGAAGAAAAGCGGGAUGUGACUGGAGCAAUCGAUUCAUAUCAAACAUCAACAAUAAGUAAUGUACCAGAAUCUUCUUCGAUCGUCGAUACGCCAUCAAAAUUAGGUGAAGAAACGCAGGACACAACUAUGGAAGAGUAUAGAAAUAAUGAUGAUGGAGCAAUGACACUACCGAAUUCAAACACUGAAGCAAUUGAUCCAUAUUCGACAUCCACAAUAAAUAAUGUACCAGAAUUCUCUCCAAUUAGUGAAACGUCAUCUAAAUUAUAUGAAGAAACGCAAAGUACGGUCACAGAACAAUACGGAAAUGACGACAGAAUAACGACACCAGCAAAUUUUAACAGUGAAAUGGUUGAUCAGAAUCCGACACCAAUAUUAAGCGAUAUAUCUGUAACCACAGAUAGUCCAAGAAAUGAUUUUGAUACUUCUACAUCGGCAUCUGCAAUUUUAUCACCACAAGCAGACAUCAAUGAUGAUCAGUUUUCCAAAGAAUUAUUUAAAACUUCUCCUUCGGUUGAUAGUAAAUUCGUUGACCCCGACUUAGAUGUGCCGGAAGCAAUCGAAAAUGUUUCUACUGGAUAUUCAUUCGAACAUACUGACACUUUAGAUUUAACAUUGACGACAAAGUCCACUUUAACUCUGGAACACAUAACUGCAUCAAUGGACAUUACGACUAUAACACCCACAAUACAAAAUCUACCUGCUAUUUCAGACACAGAUCUGAUAACACAGAAUGGUAAGGAUAGCACAGAAGCAUUGCCCUUUAUUGAGCAAGAUGCUGCGCUUACAAAUAAUUAAUAUCAUAAAUGCAUUCAUAAAAUAUAUAUAAUAUGUUUUUGUUAGAAUAUACAUAUAGGGAUAUCAUUGAUAAAAGAUAUGUGUAAUCAUAAGAAUAUUACACUAAAAAUAUAUCUAAAGAGAAUAAUAAUUUAUUAUAAUCACAAUCAAUAAUUUAUUUCCCGUUUUUGAGGUAGUUAUGAGCAAUUAAUAUAAUACAUAAAAUCCUUUUCUAUAUAUUGUAUAUAUACACACACACACACACACACGCAUUAUGAUACAAAAAAAAAAUUAUUCUACAAAACAGAAUAAAUAAUAACCUA
Formica exsecta is the source of this 2858-nucleotide messenger RNA. RefSeq lists its product as uncharacterized. Lineage: Eukaryota; Metazoa; Arthropoda; Insecta; Hymenoptera; Formicidae. The record is from RefSeq and is a predicted model, not a curated record. Gene Ontology annotation, molecular function: chitin binding. The transcript has 2 exons. Gene Ontology annotation, cellular component: extracellular region. The coding region runs from base 364 to 2556 and encodes 730 amino acids.